This is a messenger RNA of Mytilus californianus (California mussel), 1572 nucleotides long. Its product is annotated as centromere protein M-like. The coding region runs from base 62 to 607 and encodes 181 amino acids. NCBI's taxonomy places the organism in Eukaryota, Metazoa, Mollusca, Bivalvia, Mytilida, Mytilidae. The transcript has 6 exons. The record is from RefSeq and is a predicted model, not a curated record.
AUUACGCGCUGAAAUUUGAGGUUUUUUUUGUAAACACCAGAAGCUAAAGAAAAAUGUGAAAAUGACAGCAACUGUUCUUAAACCGCAUAAUAAGCUACCACAGUUUAACACAGUUACAGUUUUAUUAGUAGGAGCUGAAGGCACUGGAAAACAUGAAUUAGCCAAGGGAAUUAUUUCUAUAGAUGAACCUUUUUCUGUCCAAAUCCGUACUGCCACAUGUUUGCCAUUGUCUACUGAAGAUGAGGAAAGCAGACCUAGGAUUGAUUUUAUAUGCUUCAUUGUAGAUUUGACAAACAGGGAAAGCAUGAGAGUGGUAGAGGAAUCAGUGAAGCAUGUAGACCUCAGGUAUUUUCUAGGAAGAUCUUGUUUUGUGGCUUUGAAAGUGAAAAGUCCAGAGAAGAGAGGAGUUGGCUUGGAGUUAGUUUCUCAGUUCUGUGAUCACUAUGGUGCUCCUAUAUUGUAUGGAGCACUUGAGACAGAUCAAGAAAAGAUAACUCUUGCAAAACAGAUUCUAAACAUGGCAAAAGUAUCAGCAGGAUUAGUGAACAAUAUUUCACCAUUGUUAAUAGACUCCACCAGAAGACCAUAUGAUACACAAUUAUUAUGAUGAUAUACAAUUAUUUUAGAAACUGAUCAUGACUAGAAAAAAUUGAUUUCUGAAAAUAAUAUUGAAGACUUCUGAUCAUCAACAUGGAUGGAUAUUGAAAUUGAUUCUGCAGUAACAAAAACAUUUAUAAAAUGUCAAGUUUUUGUUCUUAGUAUGGCGAAAUAUUAUAUGUUGCAUAUCCACACUAUGUAAACAGUGUCUUGUAUGAAAUGCCCGCCAAGGGUAUCUGGGGAAUAGAAAUAUGGUAUCUUUGGUCUUCUUCUGACUGACAGUAAAAUCCUUGCCAAAGUGUGAUUUGUCUGUUUAGCUGUGCGGGAUGUACACAGCCACAUCCAUAUAGAAUGGGGAUGUUUAAUCCGAUGCCUGGUGUAAAGAGAGUACAAUGCUCUCUGCAUGUUAAGAACCCUUACAACAACUCUUUGAGGGUUGCAUAGGUUGCCUGCUGUAAGGCCCAAUUUCUGUCCCUAUCCAAUAUACCCUCAUUUUCCAGUGGCAGUCAAAAUUUCCCCAACCUUCAUCCAGGACAGCCUCAAAUACAGAACCUUCCUCUUGUAUUUAUUGUUAAUUUGUUCUUGUCCUGAACAUGCAUAAAAUAGUUGCCACUGGACAUUAAGCAACCAAUAAUCAAUCAAUCCUCAAUGAAAUGUUCUUUCCCGUUCUUGGGUGUACUGUGACUUCCAUUUUCGAACAUCCAAGGGAAAACAAAUUCUACAAGGCACAAAAUGCAGAUUCUUUGUGAAACCAAUGAAAGUCAAAUGAAAGCAACCCCACAUUUUGUCUCUACAGGCACAUAAAGAAUUUGGCAAUUAAUCAUGUUUGUGAGCCCUCAAUUCCCCAUAACCUUAGAUAUUUAUUUAACAGCAGAAAAUGAGACCAAACAAACUGCAAUAUCAGCCAAAUAAAACUAAACCGACACCAAGCACUUACACAAUAAAUAAAAGUUACUGAAUUCAAUGAACUCACAC